GGUACCCUGUGUAAUGUUGAACAGGAUCAUGGGAAUGCGGAAGACCGAUCGCAAUGACUUCUGGGUAAUAUUGGGGAGUAACAGAGCCACUUCCUCUGAAGCAAACUUCACAAAUAAGUGAUUCUUUUGCUUUCCAAUCAUGCCGGCAUACCAUUCUUCACUUUCGGCCCCGCUGUCUGUGGGCAAUAUGGCGCUGUUACCUCUAAAUUCGAGUUUCAAGGGACCAGCUCCUUCGGGAGAUGGCAGUGCUGACAUUGUGGAUGAAACGCUAUACUAUUUUAAAGCGAAUGUUUUCUUCAAAAGCUACGAAAUAAAGAGUGAAGCUGACAGAGUUCUGAUCUAUCUCACCCUUUAUGUAUCAGAGUGUUUAAAAAAGCUUCAGAGAAUCCAGAGUAAAGAGCAAGCCAAGAAGGAGAUGAAAACCCUUGCCAUGGCAAACUUCCAUUUGCCUGGUGAUGCUGGCUUUCCUCUGAAUGCCAUGUACCAAAAACCAGCAAAUAAACAAGAAGCAGACAACAUGAGAGCAUAUUUGACACAACUAAGACAAGAACUUGGCCAGCGACUGGUGGAGAAAGUGUUUGACCCUCAGACUGACAAACCAACUAAAUGGUGGAUGUGCUUUGUUAAGAGAAAGUUUAUGGACAAGAGUUUGUCAGCCCCUGGGCAGUAGAAUGAUCAGGUGGAAGAUCCUUUUAUUUUCAUAGCAAUGCAAUUCCAGGCACAUGUUGCAAAUCACACUUCAUAGACAUCAGAUACCGUAGCUAAAUACAAAUCAAAAUAAUAACAUGCUAGUAACAAUAAGUGCCAUUACAGUUUAUGCUUUGGAAAUGUAUUGUAUUAUUGACUUUAUACUUUGUAAUAAAACAUAUUUCAUAAAA
Messenger RNA from Nematostella vectensis (starlet sea anemone), 878 nucleotides. RefSeq names its product actin-related protein 2/3 complex subunit 3. The record is from RefSeq and is a predicted model, not a curated record. Gene Ontology annotation, molecular function: actin filament binding. Gene Ontology annotation, biological process: regulation of actin filament polymerization; Arp2/3 complex-mediated actin nucleation. Bases 140 to 670 code for a protein of 176 amino acids. The transcript has 8 exons. Lineage: Eukaryota; Metazoa; Cnidaria; Anthozoa; Actiniaria; Edwardsiidae. Gene Ontology annotation, cellular component: Arp2/3 protein complex; cytoskeleton.